Camellia sinensis is the source of this 432-nucleotide messenger RNA. The record is from RefSeq and is a predicted model, not a curated record. NCBI's taxonomy places the organism in Eukaryota, Viridiplantae, Streptophyta, Magnoliopsida, Ericales, Theaceae.
UGCUCAUAGUAAGUUUGCUUACAGUUGCAAAGUGCAAGCUCUUUUUUGCCUGUGAUGGCCCUUGCUCCUCAAGAGAAGGAAAGGAUUGUUGAUAUGGCGGCUGCUCCUGGUGGUAAAACAACCUACGUUGCUGCUCUUAUGAAAAAGAGUGGUAUAAUUUAUGCAAAUGAGAUGAAGGAGUCAAGACUCAAGUCGCUUACUGCAAAUUUACAUCGUAUGGGGGUGACAAACACUAUAGUUUGCAACUAUGACGGGAGAGAGUUGCCCAAAGUUUUGGGUCAGAACACAGCUAAUAGGGUUUUAUUAGAUGCUCCUUGCAGCGGUACAGGGGUUAUAUCUAAAGAUGAGUCUGUCAAAACCUCUAAAAACUUGAAAGAUAUACAGAAGUGUUGUCAUUUGCAGAAGUUGUCAUUUUCACUGGUGGAUUACUAG